AUAGGCAUCUACUCUGGGACCUUCUUGGUCAUUUUAAGGAUGCCGUGAUACUGAGACUUGCUACAACAUGAUGGGAUUUCUACAAGGUUUCCUUCUUUGUAUGUGGAGUCUGAACCAAACAGAAGAGAGCCUUAAGAGAAGAAAACUAUUGGGAUACUAUUAUUACAUUGGUCAUCAGAGAGGCUCAAUUCAUCAGGGAGUUUCUGGAGGGGAGGCAUUUGUUAUUGGCUGUCUCUGCACCUCAAGGAUAACAUUUCUGUCCUUUUGAUUGGCCGACCCACUGCUGCAAGAUUCUAACCGUCUUAUUUUGAUGAUGAAUAUGAAGGCAUGCUAAGCUGUGCCGGAGAGUAGUUUUUCCGAGGUCUGCACUCUUUCUUGCAGAGUCCAAGGACUGACAAUCGCAUCCGCUGUUUUCCUCUACCGACAGACCCCAUCACCCCAAAAAGUUGUGAUGCUUUUCUUCACCCAGUGCUUUGGGGCUGUGUUAGAUCUCAUUCAUCUCAGGUUUCAGCACUACAAGGCGAAGAGGGUCUUCUCCGCUGCUGGGCAACUUGUCUGUGUUGUAAAUCCCACGCAUAACCUCAAGUAUGUGUCUACCAGGCGUGCAGUCACGCAGAGCACUCCAGAGCCAACUGGCUUCCAUCCCCACCAUCACAUCCACCACCACCACCGCUACCACCACCAGCAACAACGCCACCAUCACCACCACCGCCAUCACUCCCUGCCUCACCACCUUCACCACCAGGAGGCAGUGUUACAUGAGGCCCCACUGCCCCUCUGCAUCUGCCCUUUAUUCUCCUGUCAGUGGGAAGGCCAGCUGGAGGUGGUGUUGUCCCACCUGAGGCAAAGCCACAGGAUUGACAUCCUGCAGGGGGCAGAGAUAGUCUUCCUGGCCACAGACAUGAACCUCCCCGCACCAGCUGACUGGAUCAUCAUGCACUCCUGCUUGGGCCACCACUUUCUGCUGGUGUUAAGGAAGCAAGAGAAGUAUGAGGGCCACCCACAGUUCUUUGCCACCAUGAUGCUGAUUGGGACCCCAACUCAGGCUGACUGCUUCACCUACCGCCUGGAGCUCAACAGGAACCAAAGGCGCCUGAAGUGGGAGGCCACCCCCAGAUCGGUCCUGGAGUGUGUGGACUCCAUCAUCACUGAUGGGGAUUGCCUGGUACUGAACACCUCCCUGGCCCAGCUCUUCUCUGACAACGGCAGUCUGGCAAUUGGGAUUGCCAUCUCUGCGAGUAAGGUCCACGACCCUGAAGUCGAGAUCUAAAGGAACAAAACGAUAAACUGACUUGGACAGGGACAUGGGCACACAACUACUGCCUCCAAGAACAACAAAUCAUUGGCUGUGUCUCCAUGGUUUCUGGAUGUCAAGACCAGAUUUUUUUCUCUUCUUUUUUUUUCUUUGUUUUGGUCUUAGGUCUUUUGUGGUAUUUAGUAUUUGUCUGCCAUGGGCAUUACGUUAUGUAUACAUCCUGUGAUUUAAGGUUUCAA
Messenger RNA from Monodelphis domestica (gray short-tailed opossum), 1494 nucleotides. NCBI's taxonomy places the organism in Eukaryota, Metazoa, Chordata, Mammalia, Didelphimorphia, Didelphidae. The record is from RefSeq and is a predicted model, not a curated record.